Messenger RNA from Mycena citricolor, 1924 nucleotides. The record is from the annotation of a GenBank genome assembly. NCBI's taxonomy places the organism in Eukaryota, Fungi, Basidiomycota, Agaricomycetes, Agaricales, Mycenaceae.
CCGACCUCACCGCCCGGCCCACUCGGGCCUGUUUAGUUCCAACUCUUUGCGUCCCGCACCUCGUACAUUCUCCUUCUCCGUCUCACGCGAGAAUCCCCCCCCCCUCAAAGUUGUAUCGGCAUUCCGUUAUCACGCGGAACUCAUCCGAAUUUAGCACAGCGCAUGCUCCGACUGGGUGUGAGAUCACGCCUCCGCGUUAGCUCCCACCACAGAAUGUCGUCUACUUCCGCGUCCAUUCAUCUCUUCGACCCGAAAUCGCCUUCCUCCACGUCUGCCGCGGAUCUAUGGCCCGCCUCGAAAGCGAAAGCUCCCAAAGUCGGGGCCACGCGCGUGUUCUUCAACAACACCGGGGUGACUGCGCUGUCUUCCCUCGGACCGGACUACACAAAGAAGGGCACGGUGGCGAAACGAGAGGCCGUGCGCAGGUCGGUCGGCGGGGCUGUCAAUGAGGUCAAGCGCGUCGCGGACGAAGUGACGGAGCUUGUCGUGGACGCGGAGGCGGAUCCGCAUGCCGCUGCCGUCGCUGCGCAUCUGGCGUUGUAUAGUUUCUCCCUCAAAACGGAGCCACCGUCGCGCUUCAACCCGAACCUCGUCGAGCCCGUCGCAGAAAAGAUCGCGGUCAAACCCGCGCAGGGGUCUCCGGACUGGGAGCGCGGUGUCGUGUAUGCCGAGGCGCAAAACUUCGCGCGUACACUCAUGGAACUGCCUGGCAAUAUGAUGACACCGACGAUUUUUGCCGAGCGCAUGGUGAAGGAGUUUGCCGGGCUCGAAAACGUCGAAGUCAUCGUCCGCGACGAAGCUUGGGCUGAGGCCAAGGGCAUGAGGACCUUCCUCUCUGUCAGCCGCGGCAGCGCCGAACCCGCGAAAUUGGUCGAGAUACAUUACAAAGGUGCUGCUUCGCCCGAUGCACAACCCGUCGUGCUCGUUGGCAAGGGUAUCACGUUCGACACUGGUGGAAUCAGUAUCAAGCCCUCUGCGGCUAUGAAACUGAUGCGUGGAGACAUGGGUGGUGCUGCGGCUGUUGUUGCCGCCCUCAAGGCUAUCGCACAACUCAAGCUUCCCAUCAAUGUGGUGGUGCUUACGCCUCUUUCGGAGAACAUGCCGAGUGGUACUGCGACAAAACCCGGCGACAUCAUCUAUGCCAUGAACGGCAAGAGUAUCGAAGUGGACAACACAGAUGCCGAGGGAAGACUGGUGUUGGCUGAUGCCAUGUACUACGGGUCCACCGAAUUCAAUGCACACACCCUGAUCGACGUCGCGACACUCACUGGCGCGAUGGACAUUGCGUUGGGGGAAGUGUUCAGCGGAGUCUUCUCGUCGUCUGAUGCGUUGUGGGAAAAGCUCCACGCUGCGGGAGAAUCCGAAUACGACCGCUUCUGGAGGAUGCCGAUCGACGAAGACUACGGACCCCAGAUCUACUCUUCGAACGCGGAUCUCCAGAACACCGGUGGUCGGCCAGCCGGCAGCUGUACUGCUGCGCUCUUCCUCAAGGCUUUUGUAAAUGGGCUUGAGCCAGAGGAUGGGAAAGCACCGAUCGAGUGGGCUCACAUCGACAUUGCGGGAACCAUGGAAGCGACACGUCCCACGGCGUAUUUAGGCCGUGGUAUGACAGGCAGUUCUGUGCGGGGACUGGUCGAAUAUGCUCGAAGCCUAGCUCAGUGAUCUGUAGUAGUAGUCUGGAAGCACAAGAGACGACCCCAAUCGUUGGAGACACCUCGAAUUCACUUCAGCGCUCUGCAGGCGUCACGUUCCCCACAGAAAGUCUGACUUGGUCGUGCACGGCUAACGAUCAAUCAAGACGGUGCGAAUAAGUGUCGAAAGGAACCACGACUUCGCCCAAUUAUUCUUAGACUCGAGAGGCCCAGUGUUUCUUGCUGCUAUUGACUGAUCUGCGGCAGGACAACUUUUGCAGAUGCGUACCACC